Porites evermanni is the source of this 3799-nucleotide messenger RNA. NCBI's taxonomy places the organism in Eukaryota, Metazoa, Cnidaria, Anthozoa, Scleractinia, Poritidae. The record is from the annotation of a GenBank genome assembly.
CGAAAAUCCAAGAUGGCGGACAAAAGUCGGCUUGUUUACAAGGCUGCAAAAAGAUUCUUGGAUCGUCAAGCUAUAGGGGAGAAUGUAGGCAAAUUUGCUGUACAACGCACUAUUGAACAUUUAAAAAGAUGUAAUGUUGUCUUAAAUGAGGAUCUUAAACGGAUGAGAAUUAAUCUUGUUGAACCCGUUGAGAAACACAACGUCGGUGCACAGUGAGUAUACUAGUAUUAAAUUAAUGGUAAACGGUUUUGUCGCCCGAAAGUUAACUCGCCAGAAAUGCUGAGUCAUGUCGCCCGAAUUUUAUCAGGUGAAGUGUACAGAGAAACAAAGUUAAUUGAUUUUUGUAAAAUAAAGAGUUUCUGUAAUAAGUCUCGUUCUUUACCAUAUCAUGAGACGAAACAAGCAGAAUGAAUGUGUAACAUACCUCGUUCUUUAAACAAUGAUGAGACGGAAGUAGGGGUAUAAAUGUGUAAUAUAUCUCGCUCUUUAACCCUUGAUGAACAAUGAAACAAGCGUGAUAAAUGUGUAAUGAGGAUGCUAGGAUGUUUUUGAGCAUAAAAUUUGGAGCCAUAUAACUCUGCAUUUCUGGGGACUUGACUUAAAAUUUCGGGCGACAUAACUUCGGGUGAGAUGUUUUUUCGGGCGACUUGACCUUAAAUCAUAGUAAUCAUAUCAGUAACAUUGAAAGUAUUGAGCCCCUAUAUUGGUACCUGUGGAUGCUGAUUUCAUUGCACGCUUUCCAUCAAAUCUUGUUUUUCAGGCGAAAUCUUCACAAUAUUAAUUAAUAUAAGAACAGGCCACUUCUGAGUUCCAAGAACCCUCAUAAAACAAGAGAAUAUCCUUUCUUGUGAAAAUCAGUUUUAUUCGCGGGAGAGUGAAAAAAAUUUCCAUAACAAAGGCUGGCCACUUACAUGUAACCUCGUCAUGAUACAGAGGCCCAGGGGAACUCGGAAAUGGCCUGUUUGUUUGGGUAUGUGGUAAUGCUACCAGCAAGCUCAGUGCAACUACAAUGCCGCGCAACCACAAAAUAUAAGUAUAACAACACUGCAUUACACUUUUUUGGUAGGUUAUUAAGCUGUCUUUGCAUGACUAACAUUGUCAAACUUGAUUGAAAUGGCAAUGCAAUCUUUGCUUUAAUCUCUAAGGAAACCAGUCAUUUUGGUGUGAACUCAGCUGGGAAAUGGCACAGAAAUGUUGUUCACUCUGUAUAGUUUGUUUGUGAACAAGAAAAACAUUUUGGGUGAACAAUCUCCUUUCAUUAUAUUAUAUUAUAAAGCCAAUGGAGUGAAACUGUGCAGACCUCAACCUUAGGGGGAAAGUGUGUAAAGUAAUUUACAUGCUGUAGGUGACACAUAACCUUUUUGCUGGACGCGCUGGUGUCACNGUCAAACUUGAUUGAAAUGGCAAUGCAAUCUUUGCUUUAAUCUCUAAGGAAACCAGUCAUUUUGGUGUGAACUCAGCUGGGAAAUGGCACAGAAAUGUUGUUCACUCUGUAUAGUUUGUUUGUGAACAAGAAAAACAUUUUGGGUGAACAAUCUCCUUUCAUUAUAUUAUAUUAUAAAGCCAAUGGAGUGAAACUGUGCAGACCUCAACCUUAGGGGGAAAGUGUGUAAAGUAAUUUACAUGCUGUAGGUGACACAUAACCUUUUUGCUGGACGCGCUGGUGUCGCAUUACAAGCUAAGAAAUACAAUAUUGAGAUCUGUGGAUGCUAGAAAAUGUUAAAUCUUAACUUUUGUUCAACGAAAUGUAUAAAAAAAUGACUUACUUCUGAUGUGUAGCACUUUGUUUUGGUGUUUGAUCAUUGUUCAAUGGAUUGUUAGGCUGAAUAAUUGCAUAACCAAUGUAACUCCCUUCAUAAGAUGAAGUCAAGGCUGGUCUUAGUGAUCUGACACCUCGCCAGGGUGACAAUUGACACUGACAUGACGGUUUGAUGGGCAAAAAUGCUUUGUUAUAGUAACUGCUGCUUUACCCACCACCACACCCUUGCACCUAUUGUGUCAGUGUCAAUUAUCACCCUGGCAAGGUGUCCAAUUUCAGAUGCAAAUUAGGUAGUAAGCACAAAGGCAUCCAAAAGGUACUGGAGGAAAGCCAGAAAGACCGUGAGGUUUGGUGCAAAUGGCUUGAUUUGAAUCUUGCAGAGAGGAAGAACAGGUUUCCUUCUUGGGCCGGAGCAGAAAACAUUUGCAGUGGAUUUGAAUUUCAGCAAAAAACAGCAUUUUUGUUGCGACUGGUCCAUGACCCUGCCAGAUCGCAAUGACCAACCUUGUCAUCAACCUUGUCCUUGUUGUCAUCUUGAGUUAAGUAAUGUUGUUUACACAAUUCCGGCCAAAAAUCCGUUGAAACAACGAAAAAACACCAAAACACAGUGGAAUUCAUCAGGGCUGGGUUCCUUGAAAGAUGGUUAAGUUUAACCCAGCAUUAAGCCAAAUUUUAAGCAAGGUUGUUUCGUCUCAGAACAUACAACUUGAAUUUUCAAAAUACUGUUGAGUCGUUACUCCAAGAUAUAGUAAUAAAAUGUUACUCUAAGCAAUACAUAGGAAAGUAUAAUAUAAAAACAAAACAAAACUUUAAUCCUGGAUUAGCACUUAUCUGUAAGUCAUUUUAAGUAAGUCAUUAAGUAAGUCAUUUUAUAUUUCCUUGAACAAAAGAUUUAUAGAUUUAGCUUUUUUUUUUUUAGCAUUUGCAGCUCUCAGUAUCAUACUUUUCAAACUACCGUAUUUAUUUGAUUAACCGCCCUGGGCGCUUAUUAAAUUUUUGGAUCUUUAGAGUGGGCGUUUAUUCGCGGUGGGCGCUUAGUAUAUUUUGCAACAAAACAAUAAAUGGUACUAACAAAAAGUGAAGAUGUAGCAAAGCAAGGUUUCUUUAAAAUACUCCGAAGAAAACUCCGUCUUCGGGAGGGUCUCUUAUUAUCUCUUAUUGGAGUUUUUGUGGGAGGGAGUGGGGUGUGGUGGGCGCUUCUUCGAGGCUGGGCCAUAUUGACGUUUUCUGCCUUUAGCAUGGGCUCUUAUUCGAGGUGGGCGCUUAUUCGAGGUUGGGCGCUUAUUCCAAUAAAUACGGUAAGUCUCUUAUUUUCAACGGUUGCUUGUAAUGUGACACCAGCAAAAUGGUUACACGUCACUUAUGGCAUGUAAAUUGUUUGGGUCAACUUUUGGUCAAACCUGUAAUAAAUGGUCCAUCCGUAUUAAGCGAUCAGUAAGCCAUUCCCCAAGGGUGACUGCAGCUCAGUUCAGGUUUGACUGUAGCUUGAAGCUUGUGCAGGUUCUUCUUAGGCCAGUUUUUGUGCCAGUUUUAACCUUGGUUUCAUUUAGAUUUCUUUGGAAAGUAAAACUUAUAUGGGAUUUGUUUUGUUUUCAGUCGUUUUUUCUGGGAGAACUUUCCACAGCUCAAGUUUAAGAACCCACAUGUUAAAUUUUCAAGAGUGGGAAAGAAAUCACAAAUAUCUGACGAACUUAUGUUACAAUUUGGUAAGUCUGACUCAGCCCUGUUGGGUUAUUUACAUGUUGGUUGUCUAUUAAAGGAUUAACACACUUGUACAGUACAUACCUCACUGUUAAGCAGUAAAUUUAAGAAAAGUUCGGUUAAAGACAAAGAUUGUGUUGCUUUAGUUAAGCUGGUCACAGGUUUGAAGUAAUAAUAUAAAUUGUAUUAUAUUGACCAGAAAUAGCAGGGACAAAAAAAUUCUUUUCUUAUUACUUCAAAGGAAACGGAAGAGAGGAAAAAAUAUUGAUAAUAGACAAGAGUCCCUCGCAGAUAAUGCAAGAAGUAAUCAAAAUUGGUACAACAUCUGCCACAAGGUAG